Molecule: messenger RNA, 1074 nt
Organism: Lotus japonicus
Lineage: Eukaryota; Viridiplantae; Streptophyta; Magnoliopsida; Fabales; Fabaceae
Product: beta-carotene isomerase D27, chloroplastic
Exons: 8
Coding region: 43-837 (264 amino acids)
Molecular function (GO): iron ion binding
Source: RefSeq, a predicted model, not a curated record
CAGUUAAACUGAACGGUGGUUAGUUGUUACGGUUGGAGCGAAAUGAAGGCGCUGGGGAUUGUUAUCGGCGGCGGAGCACCACCGCCGCCGAUGCUCUGUUCAAGUGUACGGAACCAGCGGUUUCGCGUUUCUUUCUCCUCUUCUUCUUCUUCAGGAUCCAAAACGGUGGAAAUUGCAGCUCCAAAAAUUGAAUACAAGCCUAAUGUUGUGGAUGAUUUGUUCCUCAAUUUGUUCCGCAACAAAUUAGUACAGGAGGUGGGAUGGGACUCAAAGAAACCUGGAUAUGAUGGACUAAUUGAAGUUGCGAAUCGAUUAAUGAUGAAGGGUACUACAAAUUCCGAUACCAUAGAAGCAACGGUACGAAUAUUGCGGUCUUUGUUUCCUCCUUUCCUUUUGGAGCUCUAUAAAAUGCUCAUAGCUCCUCUAGGAGGAGGCAAAAUUGCUGCUAUAAUGGUUGCAAGGGUUACUGCACUGACUUGUCAGUGGCUUAUGGGCCCAUGCAAAGUCAAUUCUGUAGACCUACCAGAUGGAACCUCAUGCAGUAGUGGGGUGUAUGUGGAAAGAUGCAAGUAUCUGGAGGAAAGCAAAUGUGUUGGUAUUUGCACUAACACCUGUAAGUUUCCAACACAGGCCUUCUUCAAGGAUCAUAUGGGAGUGCCAUUGCUUAUGGAGCCUAACUUUGGUGAUUACAGCUGUCAGUUCAAAUUUGGAGUUCUUCCCCCACUUCCUGAAGACGACACUGUCCUGAAGGAGCCUUGCCUGGAAGCAUGUCCAAAUGCUUCCCGACGAAGAAUAGUCACCAGAAAAACAGAUAUUACCGAGUGCCCAAAGACAUGAAAACAUUUUUCUUGGGAACCUUCCAAAUCCUCUUGCACAUUCUGGCCCCAACUUGUCUUUGAAGAUGGAACUGAAGCUUUGGGUUUUCCAUACAGAUAAUUCAUCCUUCACUGAGCUCAUAUAUGAAAAUUUUAAUACAACUCAUCCUUUGUAUAUAGGAUGUUAAUACUUUGAACUUGUUUGUAUAUUAUGUAUGUAUUUUACUAUUUUCGAAUGAAUACAUUUAUAUUUUAAUCA